GUCGGUUGGUCUGCAGCGACUCCAGCGCUCGGAAGAGGUUCAGUCGCUUCGCGCGCCUCGUGCCGUAUGUGUUGCAUUUGUUCGCAUCUCUAACGAUUGUCGAUCGUGAGAAACGGAUUGUUUCGUGUGUUGAUCAUCGUUUGAAAGUCAGUUUUUUACGUGUCGAUAUUCUACAACAGUUUACGAAUAACGUGAUAUAUAUUUUUUUAAGUGUUCGUUCUUUUUUUCCCGAAUUUUUCCAAGUUUCGUUUUGAAAGUUUCCGGCUCGGCCCACUGGCUGAGGUCCGGCCAGAGACGAAUUAGGAGGAAAUUUAUCGGUUUCCGAUCCCGAACGAUCGACCUCGCGUCGAAAGUGGAACGGCUACGUGAGAUCCGGUUUCGGAAGGACGAAAAAAUAUGAGCAUCUCGUGAAGUCGGUUAAAGUGCAGCUUUCAGACAUCGAAGGAGUAUUACCAUGGAGACCGAAGAACUCACUAGACUCGUAGAUGAGAUCUACAAGAACAUCCUGGACAAGUUCAACCCGGGGGCCAGGCAGCUGAUCAACGCCGGCAAGGCAUAUUUGAAAGCUCUUCAUGGAGCCGCAGCCGCAUCCAGGGUGUACGUGGACGCAUUGUCUCGAUUAGCACGCCAGGCGCAACUGGGUACAUGGGGUGGUUCCAAGGAUGUCGGGUUCGCGCUGAUGAGGAUCGUCGAGGUGUACAAGGAGAUUCAGGAGCAGGAGAUGAAUAUCCUGAAAGCGUUCUACGUCGACCUACUGGUCCCCCUCGAGACGAACCUGGAGAAAGACACCAAGGUCGUGCAGAGCGAGCAGAAGAAGUUUCUGCAGCAGCACAAGACCAGGUCCGAAACUUAUAGCAAAGCGGCCGCCACGAUGAAGAAGCAGAGGAAAAAGUCGAGGGGCGCGAGCAAGAGUGGACUGGCCAUGGACAAAGAGCUGAAGAAUAUGCAGAUCCUCGAGGAGGAGAAGUCUAAGCUAGACGCCUUUUGUGAACAGAGUUUGAAGAAUGCCAUGACUCAGGAACGAAGAAGGUACGGCUUUGUUCUCGAACGACAAUGCUCGUUGGCGAAACAUUAUGCGAGUUUUCACGAGGUCGCGUUAGCUGCUCUUCAUCCCUCGGUUGAUAAGUGGCGCGAGGUAGCUGCUACCAGGGAAUAUUUACCCCAAUCCGUGGAAGAUAUGUUCGCUUCCAGGCUUAGACAAGUAUCAUUCUGGCCGGAGGACGAAGAGAACGGUGGAUCCGAAUUAACGAUGAGCUCACAAUUGAGAAAGACCAGAAGCAUGGAUAGUUCUUGCUUGGAGCUUCGACCUGGGCCGCCAUCCGGAAAUGUGCCAAGUGCCACUUAUCAAGGUCCAACUUCGCAUCUUUCAUCCGCCCUCUCCAGAGCAAGAUCGGAGGCCAACCUCCACGCUUCGACGUUGUCCCUCGAUCCAGAGGUACCGGAAACUCCGCCAAGGCCGAGGUCCAUGGCGCCCCCGGCAUCACGCAACAGCGGGAGCGGAGGCGGCGGAGGCAGCGGCACAGGGGUGAGCUCAGGCGGAUGGGGUGACGCGCCCCUCGCGAGGGCCCUCUUCGCCUAUUUGAGCUCGGGGGAAAAUCAGCUGAGUUUCCUCGAGGGCGAUCUCAUCGCGUUGAUGGGAGAUCGUCAGAAAGGGUGGCAAUUUGGGGAGAAUCUCCGCACACAGAGUUCCGGAUGGUUCCCACUGGCGUACACAGAAAUUAUUAUCGACGAUAGUCUGGGAUCGCCGAGUCACGGAACAAACAAUGGUCGCGCAUCGGAGCCACAGGCGGUUCCACCCUGUAAGCCGCCACCCUCUCGCCCGCCAGUGACACCGAGCAUCGAUGAAGUGUCGAGUGGAUUCCAUGGGGUAGGAAACAACAACGUCAACAACAGUAACAACAAUAACAGCAGUACAGGCACACCCACUAAUGUGCCGAACAGCAACAGUUCUCACAAUUUGGCGACACCUACUGCACGUCAAACGAAACCGAUCCGUCCAUCGGGCACAUUGCCCACUGUUUUGGCCGGUGGCCGGAGGAUACAGCCACCUGCUCCACCCGUUCCACCCCCUCAAGUCGUGACGUCUCUUCACAGCAGUAACGACAGCGGUUUCUCAAACGAGCCACCAGCCCAACCCGACAUCGAUUACAGCGACGACGAGGCCAUGAGACAACGAAGAAGAAAGCCGCGUGCCGAUAGAAUAACGGAGGCGGUGAAGCAACACCAGAAGGAAGACAAGUCGAACGGCAAGGAUUGGGAGAACGAUUCCUGGAAGACGAUACCAAGGGACGAGAAGAGUUGGCACCUUUACAGGACAGCGAUGGACAUUUGGGCGGAGGCGAAUGCGAAUCAGAGCAACGAGAAUGGGGAGACGAGGUACCACCAGCAGAAUCGCCACUACAACAGUCAAGAGCGGAAGCGAGACUUCUCAGACCGCGCCACUAUGGAGAACGGGCCGGCCAGGAAAUCCGGGAAGAAGGCGCAGGAGAGGGCGCAGAAGAACGAGUACGAUAAUCGUGGCCGGGCUAAUCCCGGCCACAAAAGCAAGCCGUUGAACAACGAGGAACAAUCUAGGAAAUCUACGAGGAGGAGCAACGAGCAAAGCGAGCAGGAUCGAGGCAGAGAGUCGAAGAGGAAGGAGCAAGAGGAGACCGAGGAGGAUGAGAUAGAGUUGGAGGAGGAGGAGGAAGAUACCUACGGUGGCAGGAUGGAUUAUCAAAAGUACGAUGGGAAGAAAUAUUACGGGGACAGAAGCGAUGGCCAGGAGCGCAACUCUCGUCGAGGUUAUCGGCCGGUUGCCCAGGAAGAGGCCAAGUACGAGAACGAGAAGGUGUCCUCGGUAUCUUCCUCGGGGACGGAUGACGAGAGCACCAUCACGAUUCCGGAGACCGGCAGAAAGGUGGAGCAUAUCGCGCAGAAACUGGAGCAAACGGCGCAGAAGUACGCUCGCGAGCACAGCCCUCCCAAGUUCAUAGAACGAAGGAACGAUUACAGAAGUUUAGAGCGCAGGGAGGAUAAGCAGCCGCCCCCGCCGUACGAGAGGUAUAACGAUUGCGAGAGGAAUCGUGGGCCGCAGAGGUUCGAGAGGGAGAGGGAGAGAUACUUGGAAAAGUCUCCGACCACGGCCCAGAAGACGUCCACUUACGAAAGGGAAAGAACGUUCGAAAAGAAUCCCGAUAGAAAUAGGAACAUCGAGCGAGCCUCGAGCCGCCGCUUCGAGAGGCCGAGGCCGCCCUCUGAAGAAGCUCCUGAGAGACCGACCGAGCCCCGCAACGUCUACAGAGAGCGUAGAUACUCGGACAAGGAGGAAGCUAUCUACGGAGAGACGAGAUACGUGAGGGAGAACGUGUCGAUGGACAAGGAACGCGGCUACGAGUCGAAUUUCGAGACGAAGCUGGAGAGGACGAAGGUGAUCGAGAGGCACGGUUAUCAGAAUCUUGGUCAGAGCAAUCUUCAGAAGUUCCAGAGGAACGGGCAAAUCUUGGAGAAGAACGACACGAAUAACAACAUGUUGAAAGACGACAAUAGGAAACCGUUGCUUCCUAGACAGACGACCGCGGUAGGACACCUGAUACAGACCGGUAGAGCCUUCGACGUCGAUUCCAAGAGUCCUAAAUUGGUGAAGAGAACGAAAUCCUUCUGGAGGUUCAGGAGAGAUUCCGAUGUUCUCGAAGGCAUGGCACUUUGGCAGCACAGAUCUCUGGUCGACAUUCCGAAAAUGAUCAAAAAGGAAGCGAAGGAGGACGUGAACGCCAUGGACGACUCGAAGAAGCAGAGCCCAGAGGGUAGUCCGAAUUCUCGGCAAAGUUUGGAGAAAAGGAACAGCGACGUGACGAUCACCAACGAUUCGCAUCACGAGGAGCCGAAACCGGCGGAGAGGAUCCACGUGCCCGAGAAAUCGGAUUACUUCGAGGAUUUCCCUACGCCCGCGGAAAGACCAAAGACUGUGGAGCGGUCCGAAUAUCGAAUGCACCAGGACGAGAGAUCCUACUUCAUGGGCAAUGUAUCGCGGAAAGCCAUAAUCGAGAAGGAGAGGAAGCGGAGCCUGGAGGCUAAACGGAACAUGAUAGUGGCCGAAUUGAAGGAGAACAACGAGGCGAAGAGGAACGAGAGGAGGAAGAAGUACACCGACGACGAGGACGGUUUGACUCAGACGUUGAGCGAGACGGAGGCGUCGGACGAGGAGUCUACAUACAGUUGCAUCGUGGUCAAAGAUCAAACAGUGGCCGAGAAGACUCUUCUUCCUAGAACUAAACUCCGUAGGGAUUCUGACCGAGAUAAGAAUACUUGUGGACCGUGGUACGACCUUUGGGGAGUGGACGCCUCCGUGAACAAGAAGAAGAAGAAGAAACAGCAAUAAAUCUAUUAAACUGUCUUCUUCGUCCACCGCUUCUUGAAUCAGUAUCGUUGUUUGAAUCCCUCGUGGGCUUCGAGUGUUUUAUCACGUCUCAAAGUUUAUUAAAAAACGUUAUUACGUUGAGUUAUUAUCACGUAAGUCGACGAGAAGACGUGAGAUCGUCUUCCUUCGAAAGAUCUGAACGAAACGAGAUCGAUUUUUGGGACGAACGAGCCCGAGGAUAAGAGGAGAUAGAGAUCACGAUACGAUUUAUAAUUUUAAGAUUUUGCUCGUUUUUAUUAUUAUUAUUAUUUUUUUUUUUCUCUUCUUCUUUUGUGUUUGUCAUUACGUUCCAGUUUUAUUAUAUCAUCUCCACCCUCGUAUAUCAGAUCAACACCACGAAUGACCGUUUCGCAAGUCUUCCACAUAGUGCAGUUCCCAUUGCUUUUUUUGAUACGUUUAAGCCUAUGUUUUGCGAGCAUAGUUGUUAUUUUAUUACUGCUUUCGUCGACGCUUGUUAAUGAUCGGAUAUCAUUGUGUUGACGUUAAGCAUAAAGCAUAUCGUAAUUUAGAAUGCAAGGAACAAGUUUGGUCCAUUUUUAUCAGCCUGUCACAACGAUGGAAAGAACAAUGUUAUGGAUGAUGAUUCAAUCGUAACUCUUGUUGGAUCCGUCGUACGUAUGGUUAUUUUAACUAAUGUGUCGCGAAUUUUUCAAUUUUACAAAUUUCUGAUCAACCAUUAAAUUCGACGAUUUCGAAUUAAUCUCUAACAAGUUUCAAAUAUUAAAAAGUAUCGAAUGUUCGAUAUCAUCGGGGAUAAAUCUAAUUUACAUAAUUUAAAAGUUUCACGCUUGAUUCGUAUUUUUUUUCACGCUUCGACAAUUAAUUGAGUGAAACACGAGUAGAAAAGUUUUUGGAAAUUUAAUCGUAUGCUUGAAUGAUCGGAAUUAAAUCUGUCAGUUACCAUAAAUCGUUCCUGUCGAUGCAUAAACGAACGCAUAAAUAAUAUUGCGCGCAUUUCCACGACAGGCUUAAAAACGAUCGUGUAAACUAGUUUCCGCAUUAAUAAUUAUUCGAGUUCGAAACUUUGUGCCCACGUAUUCCUUCAUUACCCGUGUAAAUUAGUUUCUGACCGAAACAAUUUGAUACUCGAUGUCGUAACGUUCAUUC
Apis florea (little honeybee) is the source of this 5506-nucleotide messenger RNA. It is a transcript of the gene IRSp53, whose product is annotated as Insulin receptor substrate 53 kDa. Gene Ontology annotation, molecular function: protein binding. Gene Ontology annotation, cellular component: nucleoplasm; cytosol. Gene Ontology annotation, biological process: plasma membrane organization; positive regulation of actin filament polymerization; actin crosslink formation. Lineage: Eukaryota; Metazoa; Arthropoda; Insecta; Hymenoptera; Apidae. The record is from RefSeq and is a predicted model, not a curated record.